Messenger RNA from Letharia columbiana, 606 nucleotides. RefSeq lists its product as uncharacterized. The record is from RefSeq and is a predicted model, not a curated record. Lineage: Eukaryota; Fungi; Ascomycota; Lecanoromycetes; Lecanorales; Parmeliaceae. The transcript has a single exon. Bases 1 to 606 code for a protein of 201 amino acids.
AUGGGCCUGAAAAUACAGUUUUAUGGAGACACAUUUAGGGUCGAGACGGCUAGGAAAGUCACCCAAAGCAAUUUUUGCUUCGAGAUUGGUGCUGAGAUGGAUUCCUCGAACUUGAAGAAAACAACCGCAUUCAUACGCCAAAAGUCCUCGGAUCUCGCGAAAGCUAAGCACUCUAGGUGGACUGUGUCGAAAGAUAAACUCAGUGUCACGCUGCCGUUGAGGAACUUACAAGCACGAAUUCAAGGGAAAGCGGUUAGACUGAGCUGGAACACGACAUGGGAAAACUACCAGGCCUUCAGGAUCGAUGUCGUCGCGGAUGGUCACCCUCGCGCAAUAUCUCUAAGACACGAGCCUCUUUCUCGAGAUGGCAAUAUUAGGCCUAUAGUUGACGCGAAGCUGCCGGAACACAUCGAAGAGCUCAAGAUGAUCGAAGUCUUCAUCACGCCAACUAGUAUCCCAAGCAAUACCAUUAGGGUUUUUGCUGCUGCCAAGGUACUCGUACUCUUCGUGCCGAUACCACGUAUCUUGACGGAUAAAUGUCAACAUGAUUUGCCGCCGCGGAAGUUGAGCCUCCAUGCGUUACUCAAUUUCCCUUCUCCGGAAUGA